CGGUCUUUGUAAACAAACCAUGGAGGACACGUUCAUGCCCUAAGCUAAAUUGCUCAGUUUUCUGUUUGGUCUACGACAACACGGACGAUAGUACAAGUGGAAAGUGUAGAUUGAAAAUAUUUAAGUACCGACAUUGUUCUGAGAGAUGUUGGUAAGAAGCAGGAGCUGACUUCCUAGUAAUGAUGCGCUGCUAAUUAACGGCUACCCAGUCCAGUCAUAGUAGCAGGCUAGCUCUAAUGGAAGUGUUUACACAGAUACGAUUAUCGCUAUAACGUGAUUAUUACCAUUUUGUUUAUUGUUUAAAAAGUUGGAAUCAGCAGGAAUUUUAUACGUUUCCCGUUUCGACACCUUGUCAUUUUUUGAGGAUGAAACCGCGCUUUAAAACCACAAUCGGGAGCAAAAGAGACCGUGAAACCAUGGCUACCGCCGCCCAGGGUUCGUCGGGGUUGGUAUUGAGCACCGAGAUUUCCUUGUCUUUUCAGGACGAACUUGCUGCCACGAUCCACGGCGCUUUUGAAGUGGCCGUGGAGAUAGCUGUGCGAGAGGUCAGCAAACUGGUGGGACAAGCCUUUGGCGACGUGCGCGACCAAAUGCACGAAACGCUGCGAGAGAACAAGACUCUGAAAUUGCGCCUGGAGUCAGCCGAGAAAGAAUUAGAUUCAGCACGUUCGUGUGCAGCAGGAGACGGCCAAGUCCCGUUAUCAGUCAGUCAUUCGAGCCAGCCAGAUAGCCCGCACAAUAACGACAGACUUAAAGCUGAAAAGCACCUCAGAAACUGUGAGGAUCCGGCCAAGACCUCUGUGAGUGUCUCUGUAAAGAAAAAGUGUGAUUAUCUCAUUGUGGAGGCCGAGGCAAGCUGUGAACGCCUUGACGGUACUUUCAGUGAGAUCUGUGAGGACGGCAGAGUGUGCUCACAAACCCUGAACAGGACACCGGGUGAGGAAUUAGUCCCUGCUGCAAUCAUGGAAAAAGAUGUGAAACAACAUUCACUGGCUCCAUGCUUACCAAAUGAGAAGAUGGCAAAUCACUAUGAUCAAUCAGAUCUACAUGAGGAGGAUGUGUCCUAUGAAUCCUCAGCAGACCUUCAGGUGAAAGAGGAGAAGCCAGAUUUGGACCGCGCCUCUGGUUCCAUCUCGGGCUCAGACUCCCAGCUCGGUUUCGAUGAUGUGGGUGAGGACCCAGACGACGGCUUCUCACUGGCCCAGUCUAAGAUGCUGGAGGACUGGAGGCCAGAUCCCCUGGGCCUGCCCGGGUGUGAGGCCAACACGCUCAGCCAAGACGGCAGCCAUGGCCUGGCCCACCCGGCCCUCACCAUGCAGGCUACUGAGAUGAGCUCCUCGUCAGUGGGCAGCCUGCCGGUGUUCCCCGGCCUGUACCAGCCCGGCGACCCGGUUCCGCUGCCCCUUCCGCCCCCUCAGGACUACAGCGUUGCGGUCCGGCCCAACCUCCCCGCGCUGCCCCCGUCCUUCAAGCAGCACGUCUGCAAGAUCUGCGGUCGGCCCUUCCAGCGGCCGAGCGACCUGCGGCGGCACCAGAGCCAGCACCACCGCUCCAAGCCGGCCAACAGCGCGGGCCCGCGGCCCGGCGGCCGGCCGCCCAAGCAGCAGAAGUUCCCGCCGGGCCGCAGCCCGUACCACUGCGGCGAGUGCGGCCGCGACUUCAACCGCAUGGAGAACCUGAAGACGCACCUGCGCAUCCACACCGGCGAGCGGCCGUACACCUGCUCGGCGUGCGGCGUGCGCUUCCGCCACUCGGGGGCGCUCACGCGCCACUUCCGCAUCCACACGGGCGAGAAGCCCUACGUGUGCGGCCAGUGCGGCAUGUCCUUCCGGAACAGCGGCGGCCUGCGCUUCCACCAGAGGCUGCACAACCGACAGACUCAGGCGGUGAUGGGACAAUAAACUGUCUGUGUGAGUUAAACGCUUGAACGUUGAUCUUCGGGGUCUCCAGCAACUUGGCUACAGGUGGUCUGUUGUGUAUUGGGCUGGACUAGAUAGUGAACUGUUUCUGCAGUGAAGUAGUUAGGAACAGAUGUGAGAGUUUGGACUGGAGGUUUAGACAGAUGCUGUCAGGGUCAUGGUUAGGUCACCAAACUCAUACAAAGUGGAUACAGUUAGGUGGAUGGUGCCAUCUGCAGGCCAGUGUUCAAAGUGGUUGAAACAGCCUUUUUAAUUGGAGCUACUCCCAGCUUGGGACGAUUCAGUGCAAACACAUGCUUGACGACUGAAGUGAAUGAAAAAAUCAGUUGGUACAAUUUUCUAUGAGCCAGCUGGUAGUGUGUAGGGGCACUCACUCAACUGUCGUCAGCGUCAGACUGUAAUGCUCUUUGCUGUUCUAACUAACUCAUCAGAAUAGUUCAAUACAUUUUUAAUGAACAAACACAACCAUGUGGUUUUGUUUUCACAGAGCGGAGGCCAUACACUAUGGAAGUGGAAAUGACAAUACCACAAUGUUGAGAAUACACACUUUCCCUAAACAUUCUGUGUGUGUGUGUGUGUGUGUGUGUGUGAGUGUUUUCAGUCAAGCCUUUGGUGAGAAAACCUGUACCUUUUGAAAGAGUUCUCAAAUGGAGAAAAUUGCUUGUUCUCAGAUGAACAAUUCGCGGGCUCAGUGGUGGCCUUGAGAGGUUCCUCUCUGGCGCUUCCCAUUAGAACAGAUGACAAAGGCAAGGGUCACACUACCAGGUCAAUUCUGAUUUUCUCACUUGAAACCGUGUGAGCAGUAGCCUAGAAAUCUAGAAGCCACCCGGGGUAGUCUAGCAACUCUCCGUUGACUUGGGAGCUUGGGGGCUGGGCCAAUCACAUUGUGUAUAGAGUCGGUAGGCGGGCAUAACAUAAUGACAACUGACCUGCGACGAGAAGUUGCGACCAUUAAGCAUCCUGUUACUUGAAAACAAGAUGAUUCGUCUAGCGCUAUCCUAUUGCGUGGAGAGGGAAUUUGAAAGACAACCGUUUGUCCCCUCCCUCCGAUUGAGCCCUGCCUAUGGUGAGUUUCUAGACCCUACAUCUUGAUGUGGGUCUAGCUCGUUAUAUGUGAACAGCGCAAAUCACAUGAAAUCUACCUUUUUCAGUUGUUCUUUGGGCCACUUCCGUAUGUGGUUUAAUUCGAUAUAGGAUGCGAAGCUAGUCAGUCGCCCUAUGGUGUGCUGCGUGUGAGUUCGUUCGUUCGUUCGUUACAGUCCACAGAGGUGGGAAUCUGAUAUUGGCCACAUUUAAUAAAAAAACAAUGUGAACAGCCACACGACAAAAUCGAAUACGAGCAACAAAAUCUGAAUUGAGCUCUAAGACCCAUGCUGUGACCCUAGUCGAAGUGUACUGAGGGAAAGAGGUUUUUGAAGACAUCAUUUCAAGCUAGGCAGAGAAGUGGCAUGUCAUGUCUAGCAUCACGCGCACAAAUAACCAAGAGUAUAUGAGCAAUGCACUCCCAUCCAUGCAAUAUGGAAACGAUGGAUUGUAAUGUCUUGUCUUUGUGUCAUACAGGAUAAACUCUACAUUUCUAACUAUAUAUUUAAAGAAGUGCAGGAUUAGGAGAAAGACUUAAACUAACAAUGUCAUUUAUUUUUGCUCACACUGAAAUAGAAACAAACAGACCUCAGCAUUUUGAAAGGUGCUUAAAAUCCUUACAUGGGCUUAUCACAGAUGUGCCUGUCAACCAUCCCUAAGUUUGUCAGGUUGUUUAAGUAGAGGCAUAUGCGUAAGCAAGCAGUCCUCUCUGCAAUAAACUGAACAAGUGCAGUAAGACAUUAACUUGUGUAAUGAAGAUCCUAUAUGAUCAUGUAUUUGGACAACCCCCAGUAUGUUUUACCUUUGAACUCGAAUGACUUGAUGGUUCCUAAUUGAAUUGUAUUAUUUAGAAAAGUACUCAAUAGGCUCUUCUCAACGUCUCUCCUCGGUCCUCUAGCUCGUUCCCACUGAUCUACAUAAAGAAUGAUAGGGCGGCAACAAUGGGAUAGCCUAUCUGGUGUUCUUUAUAGAUCAGUGGGAAUGAGCCGGAGGAUCGAGGAUUGAGGAGAGACGUUGAGAAGAGCCUCAACAUAUGACUGUUCUUUACCAACGGUAAAUCCCUAAAUGGCUUGAGGAUGGAUGUUAGCAGAUGGCAGAGGAGAAGGUGGCUGUGCCGAACUUGACCGUAUAGUGGAAUCAAGGGGGUGAAAGAGUUGGCUUUUUGUCACCGUACAUCUCAUGGGGACUCCAGAACCAGCAGGGCCCCAUUCUCUGAAUAUGCUGUUCAGGACACCUGGGGUGCAUUUCACAAAGCCCUGGAAGCCAUACGACUCUCACACACGCUAAAUUUCACUCCUAAAACACAGAUUUGUGUUCUGUUUAUAGUUUUUAUCUGCAAAUACUGCAUCUGUGCAACUAAUUGAAUAAUACGGUAUUCCCUGUGAGCAUAAUGUCACUUAGGUCCUAACCGUUCAAACACUAUAGGUGGCUUUUUGCCUCCAUAAUCCAUCGAUAUUGCCUGGCAUCAUGCGGCAUAAACCCAGGGACUUGGGAGUCGGGAGGGUUUUAUUUGUUGUUUGUACAUUUUCUAAACACAAGGUUUAACUUCAUGACAAACUAAAUGUGCUACUAUUGUUUUGUAUUCCCUUGAAACACAAUCAUAACUGUCAUUGUUUGGACAUGGGUAAUAGAAUAAAGUCUUAACCUCUGUCAGACUAUGUCUUUAUUUA
Molecule: messenger RNA, 4672 nt
Organism: Sardina pilchardus (European sardine)
Lineage: Eukaryota; Metazoa; Chordata; Actinopteri; Clupeiformes; Clupeidae
Exons: 3
Coding region: 366-1901 (511 amino acids)
Biological process (GO): regulation of transcription by RNA polymerase II
Cellular component (GO): nucleoplasm
Molecular function (GO): DNA-binding transcription repressor activity, RNA polymerase II-specific; RNA polymerase II cis-regulatory region sequence-specific DNA binding
Source: RefSeq, a predicted model, not a curated record